This is a messenger RNA of Lactuca sativa (garden lettuce), 4155 nucleotides long. NCBI's taxonomy places the organism in Eukaryota, Viridiplantae, Streptophyta, Magnoliopsida, Asterales, Asteraceae. The record is from RefSeq and is a predicted model, not a curated record.
UUUAAUUGCAAGCGGGGAAUGAAAUACCAAAAAAUUGAAAACUCCGCCCGAUACUCUCCUCCUCCUUCUCGUAUGUUGUGAAAUCCUCUUCAAUCAAAAGAAACCCUAAAAGCAUUGUGUGGGUUCCUAAUAUGCGAUUUUUAGUUGUGAAGUUCCUAAAAUCAUAUUUUUGACCUUGAUAUGUGAUUUUUCUGAAGUCGUAUUUGGUGUGUAGAAGAUCGACAUUUUCAUAUUUUUGAUGUUCUUAAAAUCUUCUUCGGUUAAACGAAACCCUAAUACCCCGCCUGAUACCCACCUCCACUACCUCCAAACCACAUCGAAUCUUCAGGCCUCACACGACGACUAUCUACAGGCAGUAGGGAUUGUCGUUCAUUGCGGCGAGUGAAUCAGGAGCGAGAGGUCCUUGCUGUUAAUGGUUGGUUUCCAAUUGCAAAUGACUUGGAAAACGAGUUUGUUGUUGAAGAAACAAAAGAACGGUCCUCCAUUAGGGUUCAAAAAUCUCGAUAAUAUAUGCUACCUCAAUACCGUUCUCCAGUGCUUAACCUAUACUCCUCUCCUUGCCAAUUUCUGUCUUUGACUUCAACACUCCUAAAACUGUAUGUGUUCUUCUUCUACUUACUCACAUACGCACACACGUACGCUAGCGUAAGUUCAAAUUCUUGUUGAGUUCCUGGCGCAACAGGAAAGACGGAAGUAUAUCAGGAAUGGAGGAGGUGAUGGCGACGGAGGCUAAAAUUCUUGUUGAUAGAAGGCUACUCAAGGUUAAAAACAGAAGGUUUAGGGGUCCUUUUCCAAAAAUUAGCAAUUAGUAUAGAGAAGAAGGGUGAUGAGGAUAAAACUUGACAUAUCUUCUGGGAUAUUACACCUUUCUGCCAAUUCUCUUACACUUACACCCAAGUCUAUUAGUAAAACAUGUAUGGAUGAUAUAGCUCUUCUCAAGAGGGGUAUAUGAGUUUCAAAGGGCAUGUUAGGAACUCUCAAAAGGACACUCUUUUGUGCGAUUUCAUGAAUGGAAUAGAUUGGGAAAGUCCUGAAUCCUAUAUGUCAUCAUUAUCUUGUGGUGAAAGGGUAAAAAAGACAAAAGUCACUCAAUCUAGCUUUCAAGAUAAGAAGCAGCCAAGAAGAAGAAGCCACUCAGCUCCACCAUCUUACAGAAGGAAGAUAAAGUUUAUUGCUUUAAACAGUCAGAUGAGUGUUAAAUCAGGGAACUCCCAAUUUGAGACACUUCAUAAUGCCCCUUUACAAGGUCUUUCAUCAGGUGCAGAUCAUUUGCUUCUGGAGGAGGGCAGGGCCGACCCAAGGGUAGGGCGAGCUGGGCCACGGCCCAGGGCAUCAAUGGGCUGAGGGCAUCAGAUUUUCUAUGUCUGUUAAGUAUUCAUCUUUUAUUUGGGCCAAGUUUAAUGAGCUAGCAAGCAAAAUAAGUCCAGUAAGAUGUUGUAAGGGCGCCACACUAAAAAAUCAGAAAUCUGAUGAGCGGCUAAAGAAUACGAGCACGCCACAUGCUUCUAUGUAUAGGGAGGAGAGUAGAAAACGAGAAGUCGGGAGAGUAAAAGAUGAGGACACGAGCACAAUCAUCGGAAUCUUGAGUGCGGGUAGAUCCAGGGCAUCUUUAACUUUUAUUGCCCGGGGCAUAGAAAAUCUUUGGAUCGGCCCUGGAGGAGGGUGAGGGUCCCACUAAGGCUAGACAUGAUAAGAAGAAAGUUAUUGAUAAAGUUGAGAUUUUAGAUUAUGAAGGGGAGGCUCAGGCUGCCUAUUGCUUUGAUGUAUUCAAUACAGAUUCAGACUUGACCUCAAGGGACGAUGAAGGUGCAUUAGAGUUCAGUGUCCUUUAAGAAGAAUCUGAAUUUUCUACACAGUUAUCCAUCUGUUGCUACACUCAUUGCAGUAAGCUGGAUUUUGAACAUCAUUGAUAUACAAAAAACUUGGUAGGGUUAUAUUUGGUUUAGCUCUAAAGGUAAGUUUCUUAAAAUUUAUUCUUUUACUUAAACUGUUUGGUUAUUUAUGGGUGAUUGACUGAUUGUAGUUGUAUGCAGAUACUACAAGUAAGUAAUAUUACAAUUGCCCAACUUUAUGUAAGGUCCCAAAAUCAACACAGUUGAUUAAUUUGUUAUAAACUUAUAAUAAUAAAAAGAGUAUCUUAAUCUAAUUUCGUUUGAUAUCUGGUGUUGGAAGCCUCACAAAUCUUUCAAAAUUCCCUUCUUCUACCCUCCAAACCCUUGGUGCUGAACCAAUAAAAAAGUUUUCCCAUCAAUCAUAAGAUGUUUCUUUUUGAUUUAUUUAUUUAUUUUUGUAGUUUCUUUAGUAUUUUUGGUUAUUUGAUAAAAUAUUGAAAUGUUUUUUAUUUUGUGAAAGAAUUUAGUGAUUAACCCGUUAACAAGAUGAGAAGCCGACAAUUGUUUUCAUUCAUUGUUGAGGAGCAACAAUGGAGGACAAAGGAAAAGGAAACCAGAGAUAGAAUUCCUCCAUGUUGAUGAUGUUGAUUGCAAUUGAAUUUUUAGAGUUUCAAUCAUUCAAUUUCUUACAAUCUGUUCAAAUCAGAGUAAACUCGUAUGAUAUUUGAUAUCUGUUUGUGUGUCUGAUUUGAUUGGUGUUGUAUGUCAUUAUUUUUAAAUAGGUUUGAAGAAUCCGUUAACCUUAAUGAGUUAUGUAACUCCUGUAAUGGCUCUAUUAACAGCUUUGCUAUCUCUUAUUUUGAAUCCUUGGGAUGAAUUUAGAAGUAGCAGCUAUUUUGACACUUCAAGGCAUAUCAUCAGGAGUUGCUUCCUCCUGCUUUUUGGGGGGAUGCUUGCCUUUUUUAUGGUAUUAACAGAGUACAUCCUUGUUUCAGUAAUAAGUGCAGUAACAAUGAAAGAGUAACUGUCUCUGCUUCUAACUUAAAUCCUUCAGGUAAAUUUAAAGAAAGUUGAAUUUAAUGCUUUUCAAUGGAAAGAUAUUCCGAGCAAAAUGUCUAGAGACUACCCUGCAGCUAGCCAAAAGUAUGGCCAAAAAGGGGAAAAUAUGCUCAUUUUUGGUUUUUUAUAAUCAUUAGAUGACGAUAAUGGAAGGUUUUUCCUAAAGUCUUUUGUUUUGUUUUUUUAGUUCUUGGAAUGUACAGCUGGAAUUGGUUCGACUUAUUUCUUCUUUCAAACCUCUUAUAGCCAUUACUAAGGUUACAAACAUAAUCAGUAUGAUCAUUAAGAGCCCUCUUCUUUCCCCACUGCCUUCUCAGAAUUUAACCAUACCAGAAAGCAUGCAACUUGCUGUGGGGAAUGUUUUGGGAGCUGUUUUUGAUGGUCAAAAUGAUGAGAAUGGGAGUGCUUCCAAUGCUCAAAUUACCCAAAUUACAAAAAUGCCCCUGGUCUUGCCUGUUGAGGCAUCCAUCUUUGCUCUUUUCUUGAUUGUCUUGCUCGGUGCCUUCUAUGUUGUUCAUAGUGUUUGGGAUGCAGCAGAGGCGUAUUCGGCUCCUUCAAUUGUGCUUACAUCUCAUUCCCAUGAUGGACUUCAUGUUUUUGAUGAUUUCAGAGAGGCCUAUGCAUGGUUAAGCCAUAACACAGAAGUAGAUGACAAGGUUGCAUCUUGGUGGGACUACGGUUACCAAACAACCGCAAUGGCAAACCGCACUGUCAUUGUUGAUAACAACACAUGGAACAACACACAUAUCACGACAGUUGGCACUGCCAUGUCAUCACCUGAAAAGGACGCGUGGCAAAUUUUCAAUUCCUUGGAUGUGAAAUACGUACUUGUCGUGUUUGGUGGAAUACAAGAUGAUGACUUGUCAACUUGUUUAAAUAUGAUAUUUCCUCUAUGGAUUUCUUGGUGUUAUUGAUAGAGGAUAAGGAAUUGGUCGAAAAUCCUAUGAUUGAUGCUUGGUUGCUGAAGAAUAGAAAAAGUCCCUGGGUUGGGAAGAAAGAAGGGUUACAGGGAUGUUGGAUCUUUUAUUGAACUCACUCCUGAUGCAUCUGAAGUGGUAAGCCAUUGUAUCUAGUAGUUUUGGAGGAAACGAGACUCAAACAAAAAGCAAACACACGGAGAGUUGUUGGCAGAUAGUAAGCUAGAUAAUGCAAUUGUAUAUUCUGCUUCUCUUGAGUUCAUUUUUUUAUAACAUUUACUCACUAUUGGAAUAAUUAUUUGUAUUUGACAUAUUAGUGAAAUGAAUUAUCUUUGUUAUUUAUGGUA